AUGCUGGGCAAAUACAUCGAGUACCCCUUCGACACAGUCAAGGUGCGCCUCCAGAGCCAGCCGGACCAGCUGCCCCUGCGCUACGCAGGCCCGUUCGACUGCUUCCGCCAGUUCCUCAAGUCCCACGGCGCGCUAGGCCUGUACCACGGCAUCAGCGUGCCGCUGGUCGGCGCCGCCUUCGAGACCAGCAGCCUGUUCGCCCUGGAAAGCGCAGGCCGCGAGGUGCUGUACGCGUGUGGGCUGGCGUCCCGAGACGAGCGGCUGCCGCUGCCGGCGCUCCUGGCCACGGGCGCCUUCGCGGGCGCCCUCGCCUCCUUCGUCCUCAACCCCGUCGAGCUGGUCAAGUGCCGGAUCCAGGCGCCGGGCGACGCCGCCGCGGGCCCCCUCGGCGUCAUCCGGGACGUGUUUCGCCACGGGGGGCUGCUCGGCUUCUGGCACGGCCAGGUGGGCACGCUGAUCAGGGAGACGGGCGGCGGCGCGGCUUGGUUCGGCGCCAAGGAGGCCGUGACGGCUGCGUUCUACGCCCGGGCACAACAGUCUGCCGCGUCGCCCUCGGAGAGGGGGGAUGUUCUGCGCAGGCCGCUACCGCUGUGGCAGCAGGCUGUGGCUGGCGCCUCGGCCGGCGUCUCGUACAACCUCUUGUUCUUCCCGGCCGACACUAUCAAGUCCCGGGUGCAGACGCGGGCCGGGGGCGGGCUGCGCGUGGUGGAGGAGCGUACCUUUUGGCGCGAAGGCCUGGCUCUUUGGCGGGGCUACGGGCUGCGCGGCUUGUAUCGCGGCUGUGGCAUCACAUGUCUCCGGUCCGCGCCUAGCUCGGCAUUCAUCUUUAUGUCGUUUGACGGGUUGAAACGUGUCUUUCCGCUGCAUUGA
Molecule: messenger RNA, 870 nt
Organism: Metarhizium robertsii ARSEF 23
Lineage: Eukaryota; Fungi; Ascomycota; Sordariomycetes; Hypocreales; Clavicipitaceae
Product: amino-acid transporter arg-13
Exons: 1
Coding region: 1-870 (289 amino acids)
Biological process (GO): mitochondrial L-ornithine transmembrane transport
Molecular function (GO): L-ornithine transmembrane transporter activity
Source: RefSeq, a predicted model, not a curated record